Rhizophagus irregularis DAOM 181602=DAOM 197198 is the source of this 885-nucleotide messenger RNA. RefSeq lists its product as uncharacterized. The record is from RefSeq and is a predicted model, not a curated record. Gene Ontology annotation, cellular component: membrane. Lineage: Eukaryota; Fungi; Glomeromycota; Glomeromycetes; Glomerales; Glomeraceae.
AUAUAUAUAUAUAUAUAGAGUAUUAUUAGGAUUAUUGAAAAAUAUAGGAAAAGAAAAUAUGAAAAACAUUUCAAAUUUUGCAAAGUUCUUUCACUAUAAAGAUUUUGAUUCAGAAAAGUCAGUAACAUCAUGGUUUAUAUCACCAAAAAUAUUAUUGAUAAUUAGAGGGAUCAUUGCAUUAUAUGCUUGGAUUAUAUUAAUUGGACAAUUUGUAAAUUCCGCAACGUAUGGUGGAGCGGGUGAUUUUUUUAAAUUUUUUACAAAUUUAAGCUUUGUAGGUCUAACCGCUUAUUUUACGACAGCGUUUUACCAUUCAUAUCGAUAUGUAACUAAAAAUAAUAAACCGGUUUCUUUCCAAAAUCAACCAAAUAUCUUAAAUUGGUUAUUUUGGUUACUUUAUCAUACUAUGACACAUUUCUCGACGGUAAUAGUGUUAACUUACUGGUUAUUCUUGUCGAGAAACUUUAUAUUUGCAAAACCUCAGCCGUUUAGAUGGUGGUUAAAUGUAUCAGUGCAUGGAUUAAACUUUUUAUUCGCUAUAAUAGAAAUAUUUUUAAAUCGUCAAAUUAUAGUCGUUUCUUUCGUUAUAUUAAGUCUUACCAUACAAAUCUUAUACAUGUUUGUCGUUUUUAUAAAUUAUGCAGUAACUUCAAUGUGGAUAUAUGGGUUUGCGGAUUUUACAAAAGGAUCAAUAACAGCUAUAUGGUAUAUUGGAUUAAUUAUCGGAUACAUCAUAAUCUUCUUUCUCGUGUAUGGAGUACAUUUAUUAAGAGAUUUUCUAGGAAGAAGAUUUGGUCGUUAUAAUAAUAAUGAUUAUAUAAAUAAUAAUGAUAAAUCCGUUUCUUCCCUUCCAAUUUGAUUCGAUUCAAAAUUUUUUUUUUUUUU